Messenger RNA from Abrus precatorius (Indian licorice), 1438 nucleotides. RefSeq names its product monoacylglycerol lipase-like. The transcript has 7 exons. Bases 161 to 1330 code for a protein of 389 amino acids. Gene Ontology annotation, molecular function: lipase activity. Gene Ontology annotation, cellular component: membrane. The record is from RefSeq and is a predicted model, not a curated record. NCBI's taxonomy places the organism in Eukaryota, Viridiplantae, Streptophyta, Magnoliopsida, Fabales, Fabaceae.
CAUAAUAAACAAAACUCCCCAUAAUUUCUCUUCUCUUCUACUUUAUUCUUUCAUCUCUUGUUUAAUAUUUUCCGCGUAAAAAAAUAAGAAAAAACAACGUAACAUGAGAAGAUAGAUUAGAGGGAUUGUUAAUGGCAAAAGUUGUGUAGAUUGGAAGAAAAUGGCAAGAGAGGCAUUCAUUUUGAAGGAAAGCGCUUUGUUAUCUCUCAAAACAUUAAAGAGCUUGUUGAUGUUGAUAAAUACGGGUGUUAUGUUGUUGUUGUUGCCCUUUAGAGGGCGGAGGAGGGUGUCGCCGGCGGAAAAACUUGGCGGCAGCGGCUGCAAGGAUGAGAAGCAGCCGGAGUGCCACCGGAAAGGGGCGGUAGUGCGUGUCCCAACCAAGAUGGUGCCAUGGAAGAGUGCUGCAAUAAAGGCAGUGGAUCUAACCACCACCACGAGAAGAGAGUUGGCCAUAAAAAGGGUUGUGGAGGAUGUUGAUCAAAGUUGUCUGAGGAAGUAUUGGCUUUUGAGAACAAGAAGGGGUGACACCAUUUUCACACAAUCUUGGGCACCAGCUAAUGUUAAGAUCAGGGGACUUGUUCUUCUUAUGCAUGGACUUAAUGAACACUGUGGCAGAUAUAAUGAUUUUGCAAAGCAUUUGAAUGCUAAUGGCUACAAGGUUUAUGGGAUGGAUUGGAUUGGCCAUGGUGGAAGUGAUGGGCUGCAUGCAUAUGUCCAUUCUCUUGAUGAAGCUGUUUCUGAUAUGAAAGUAUUUCUUGAGAAGGUUCUAAAUGAAAAUCCUGGGCUUCCAUGUUUCUGCUAUGGACACUCAACAGGUGCAGCCAUUAUUCUUAAGGCACUGCUUGAUCCAAAGGUUGAAGCUAGCAUAGUUGGUGCCACAUUCACAUCACCAGCUGUUGGAGUUGAGCCUUCUCAUCCAAUUUUGGUGGUACUUGCUCCUAUAAUUUCAUUUUUUCUGCCAAGAUAUCAAUGUAAUUCUGCAUAUAAGAAAGGGAUGCCAGUUUCCAGAGAUCCAGAGGCUCUAAUUGCUAAAUAUUCAGACCCACUAGUGUGUACUGGAUCUCUUAGAGUACGCACUGGCUAUGAGAUUCUCCGAAUUACAAACUACUUGCAGCAAAAUCUAAGAAAAUUGAGAGUUCCAUUUCUUAUUCUUCAUGGAACUGUUGAUUCUGUUACUGAUCCUAAUGCUUCUCAAAAGUUGUAUGAAGAAGCUUCCUCUACUGACAAAACUAUCAAGUUGUAUGAAGGGUUCUCACAUGACCUCCUUUUUGAACCUGAAAGAGAAGCUAUCACUCAGGACAUAAUUCAAUGGCUGAAUAAUAGAAUAUGAAAUAAGAUAGAGCAAUAUGGGAAAAAAUAUCAUAGAAUUUCCAACCAAAGAAAUUUUGAUUGAUUAGCACUCUAGUGAUCAAUUGGGUUGUGGAGACAAGAGAAACUU